AUGACUGUUACUUUCCCAAAGCCUUGGAGGAUGCCAUUGACUAACUAUCGCGGCCUGGAUGAUUUCUGGUGGCGUGUCUUCAAGACUACAAACAUCCUCAUCGAAAGAUUACGCGCAUGGAAGCAUAUGUGCGGAUACCUUGAAAACUACGUCAGUGCGACACACAAGGUGCAGAAAGCGCAGGCAAAGGAGUUUGAGAAGAUCCUGAAGACUGUUUCCGAGCCGUUGAAGGAGGGGCACCAUUUUGUCCAGGGACAAGGCGGAGUUACGGGGCUGUUUGAUAGUCUGCGACUCAACACUCAGGGCAUUGCAGAUGUGCAUCUCGAAACGGAGAAGAAUCUCAAAGCCACUGUCCUCCCGAUCCUCGAAAAACUGCACAGCGAGAUCAAGUCUAAAAGCAAAGAGCUCAAGCAUGGAGCUACGAAAGCCGCGAAGCUAGUCGCCAAAGCGCGCACAAAUACCCAGAAGCAUAUUGAACUGCUGGGCCAAUACACCGCUGCCUUCGACUCGCCUACAAGAGCGAAGCAUGAGGCCUCGCAUGACCCAUACGUUAUUUCACGUGGAGUUUUCCACCGGUUGAACAAGCAAAUCAAUGAAGAGAAUAACAACUUGAAGGAGAUUUUGGCAAUACAAUCCUCUUUCCAGCAGUUCGAAGCGCAUAUCCUGGAAACCGUGCAGAAUGCGCUGAACCGGUUCUUUCAAUGCAUGGGUGCGCAAUCAGAUCGGCAGCGUGCCAUGUACGCUGAUAUGGUCGGCGCGGGACAGCAGAUCCCCACGGACUUUGAAUGGGCAAACUUUUAUGAGCGAAACGAUGCAUCCUUGAUCAACCCCAACACUCCCCCGCGCUCCAUGUCGAAUAUCACGUUCCCGAACCAAGACCACCGCGCCACAAAAGCGUUGGUAGAAGGAACCCUCCAGCGCAAAUCCCGCACCAUGAUGAAAGGCUACAGUGACGGAUACUACGUCGUCACCCCCGCCGGCUUCCUCCACGGCUUCAAGGACAAUGACGACUUCCGCCACGACCCCCAGCCAGAUAUCUCUCUCUAUCUCCCCGACUGCACCAUCGGCAACUUCGACGGCCUCAAGUUCUCCAUCAAGGGCAAGGACGUUUCGAGCGGCAAGGUUGGAAACGCUUUCCACAUGAGCAGCGAAUUGCAAUUCAAGGCUCAUAGCAAGAACCAGAUCGACGAUUGGUCCAACGCGCUCGCUGGCUUCGUGGGUUCCGGUUCGGGCAGCCAGCCUGCGAGCCCGACGGUGCAGAGGAGCGCAAGCGUAACACAACCCCCCGCCGCUGCUCCUGCUGCUGCUGCCGAAUCUCCUGUCAUGCCGCCGCUGGCGGAUACCAAGGCCGUCGAUGCGACGGUGGAUCCUGCCGUACCGGCGCAGAAGCAAGAAGAAGGAGUUGUUGGCAUUGCCGGGGCGGAGAAAUCUGGUUAA
Uncinocarpus reesii 1704 is the source of this 1437-nucleotide messenger RNA. RefSeq lists its product as uncharacterized. The transcript is spliced from 3 exons. The record is from RefSeq and is a predicted model, not a curated record. Bases 1 to 1437 code for a protein of 478 amino acids. NCBI's taxonomy places the organism in Eukaryota, Fungi, Ascomycota, Eurotiomycetes, Onygenales, Onygenaceae.